CAAAAAUCAAUCCCUUGGCCUCUCAGCCUCUACCGCCGCCUUCGCCUGCCAAGACAAUCAACUGCAAAGUCAAGUCUGAUGGCCGCCGUACCAUCGUCGACUUGUAGCGACGAAGAGCCAACGGCAACGCCUAUGAAAGGAAUCGAAGGAAUCAGAAUCACAAGUAAUCCACGCCCGGCGGUGGGUGCAGCGGGCGAGCAAGCAGGAGUGUCUGGUUCCAAGAGAAAGCGUCGCCGGAAGCAUUACGUUUACCUUGUCUUUGACGACUGGACGUACGGAUAUAGCAUCCACAAGGUGAACUUGUCUCGCGGACGUAAUAAGCAGACUGCUUUCUCAUCACCGGCCGACGCGCCGUGCCUGCCUCCGGCGCUCUUCCGCUUGGAGGCACCGCAUGGGUCGCCGGAGUACUUCGCGUCAGCCUUUGGCACCAGGAUCUUGGCGAUGCACACCAGGGAUCCCGGAGGCCACAGACUGUUGGCCGGGACCUUCGUCCCCAUGCUGGACGUCUCCUCGAUGAGCAUGACCUUUUGCCCUGGCCACGAAUACCCGAUCAAUCCCAUCUAUCUCUCCGUUGGCAAUACUACGCUAUUCUGUCUCAGCGAAUCCUCCUUCGAGAUGCUCCACUGGGAGCCUCUCUGCCCGCCGCCGCUGGGUCAACGUCGCAGCAGGGAAUGGUCGUGGCAACGGCUCGGGCAUCCGCCAUUCGAGAAGUAUAACGUCACGUCCUACGCUGUGCAUCCCGAGGCAUGCACCAUCUUCGUCAGCACCAAGAGGGACGACGACAUUGCGGCGGCCACCUUCGCCUUUGACACGGCAAAGCAUACGUGGGAACGGCUCGGCAGUUGGGCGCUGCCGUUCGCAGGCCGUGGUCACUUUGACCCGCACCUCAACGCCUUUGUUGGGCUCUCCAAAGAUCCGGGCACCUUGGCCAAGUCUACUCCUGCUGCUUGUCCAGCUCCAGCACUGGCCACGGCCUUGAGUGGAAGCUCGGCAAGGAGAAGCUGUUCAGCCAGGACCCAGCUGAGAGGCAUGUAGGCGCCACCCUUGUCUACAUGGGCCACAGCAAAUUCUGCCUAGUGCAGUGCGUCUCAAACUCCAUUGAAGGCGAAAGCAAUGGUCAGGAGCUUAAGGAAGAAGAGGGUAUUGUGGGCGGACCCGUUUGCCGUACUGGGGAAUGGGGUGCUCAUCUGGAGCUCGAUGAAGAGGGAGAUGUCCAGGAGCUUAAGGAAGAGGAAGAUGAGGACGAGGGAUAUGAUCAGGAGCUCAUGGACGAGGUAUAUGAUCAGGAGCUCAUGGAAGAGAGAUAUGUACCUGGUUGCAGUCUGUAUCGCUUGACCACAUUCUCUCUCAGCUAUAACAUCAACGGAGACCUGACGACUGGCAAUAGCUGUCGAGUGCUAUACUAUAAAGUGCCUGAUGCAAUCACUCGGCCAUACCUCGUUGAAGAUCCGGUCGCAUUUUGCAUGUAAAGUGCUAAAAUCCUGUCAUGUAUUCAGUUCCCAUGUUUAAUUUUCGCUCGGUUGUGGCUCACACAUUAUUUGAACAUAGGAAGGCAAUACAUUAACUGAAUCGCCGGUCAUGAACCCUUGAACAUACUACUACGGCGAGCUUCUCCCUCCCCAAUCCUGCUCAGUUCAGUAUUGCCCGCGUUGAUUUUUUGCAGACAUCUCUCUGCGUGUCUUCGCCCUGUCCCCUUUCUCGUCGCUAU
Triticum aestivum (bread wheat) is the source of this 1708-nucleotide messenger RNA. RefSeq lists its product as uncharacterized. Lineage: Eukaryota; Viridiplantae; Streptophyta; Magnoliopsida; Poales; Poaceae. The coding region runs from base 79 to 1035 and encodes 318 amino acids. The record is from RefSeq and is a predicted model, not a curated record. The transcript is spliced from 2 exons.